AUGUCCCAAAUCUUCCGCCCUCCCAACAUCCAAAUCCUCGCCUACAAAACCUUUAGCAUAAACUCACAAGCCUCAGUCCCCGACGGAGUUCCCCUCGUCUGUGGAGGCUUCCUAUACAUGAAUGACCCCCUGAGCGAUCAAUCCGAUACCGCCGGGAUAAAAUGUAGUCUAAAGGACAUUCCACCAUCGAUCAUGGCAAUAGCAUCUGCUGAGAUGCGACAUAUUAAACAAUCAGAAAGGGAUGUUAGGGUGGAAUGGAUCACCGACGACAGGGUUUACGUUAAAGAACCAACGUUCACAUUUGGGAUGGUCAAAAUCAAAAAUCCUGAUAUCGAGAUGUUGGGGUCGCUUCACGUGCCCACUAGCCCUAGUGUCUGUAUCUGUAAGGGAAGGGAUUCCGAACGAUCACGGUCUGAUUCUAAAGUUCCAAACGAUGAAGAUGUGGCGAUGGGAUCUAAUAUUGAUCCUAGUGCUACUCCGUUAUCCCAUGUUCAGGGUUCAACUCUUGUCGACGCUCAGAACCAAGAUAUUUUAGGACAUGAUGGGUCGGCUGUUCCUGCGCAGGGUAAAGGGAUAAAGCAGGAUAAAGACCAUGUCAACGGACUUACUAGAUCGUCAUCCUCAUCGACGGCGGGUUAUUCAAAUAAACAAUAUCCGGAUGGAGCAUUCGACUAUACGAAAAUAAAGUACGAAGAUGAGGCUUAA
Messenger RNA from Orbilia oligospora ATCC 24927, 705 nucleotides. RefSeq lists its product as uncharacterized. The record is from RefSeq and is a predicted model, not a curated record. Bases 1 to 705 code for a protein of 234 amino acids. The transcript has a single exon. NCBI's taxonomy places the organism in Eukaryota, Fungi, Ascomycota, Orbiliomycetes, Orbiliales, Orbiliaceae.